Messenger RNA from Habropoda laboriosa, 2034 nucleotides. RefSeq names its product glucose dehydrogenase [FAD, quinone]-like. Gene Ontology annotation, molecular function: oxidoreductase activity, acting on CH-OH group of donors; flavin adenine dinucleotide binding. The coding region runs from base 1 to 2019 and encodes 672 amino acids. NCBI's taxonomy places the organism in Eukaryota, Metazoa, Arthropoda, Insecta, Hymenoptera, Apidae. The transcript has 5 exons. The record is from RefSeq and is a predicted model, not a curated record.
AUGUUAAGGGUGUUAGGAACGAUCUUAUUUCUGUCACACGCGCAAUGUAUUCUCCCUCCUGCCAUUUUCGAGACUAUAUAUCACUUUUUCUCCGGAAUUCCAGCAGUGCCCGAUGAUUUAGUUCGAGACGAGACGUUUGUGUCAAAGGAGUACGAUUUCAUCGUGAUAGGGGCUGGUUCUGCAGGUUCUGUAUUGGCGAAUCGUUUAACAGAGAAUCCCGAUUGGAGUGUGUUGCUAUUAGAAGAGGGCAAGGACGAGAUUUUCCUCACUGAUAUUCCGCUAUUAGCCUCAGUUCUGCACAUUACGGACUACGUUCGACUACAUAGAAGCGAACCGAGACCCAGGAACGUAGAUGGGAGCGGUGGUUACUGUUUGUCGAUGAACGAUGGUCGUUGCAAUUUGCCAGGAGGUAGAGCGGUCGGCGGUAGCUCUGUGGUGAAUUUCAUGAUAUAUUCUAGGGGAUCGCCGGCCGAUUACGACGCUUGGGACGCGCAGGGAAAUCCCGGAUGGAGUUACAAAGAUAUACUACCGUACUUCAUUAAGUCAGAGAAUUGCAAGUUAGUGGAUCAGGAUAUCAGAUUUCAUGGCCGCGGAGGAUACCUCGACGUCACUACUUCUCCGUACGUCUCCGCGCUGAGAGAACGUUUUCUGCAAGCUGGUGAAGAACUGGGAUAUGAUGUAAUCGAUUAUAAUACAGACAGACUUAUUGGUUUUUCGACGGCACAGGCUCAUCUGCGGCACGGACGCAGGGUCAGUGCCAAUAAGGCGUUUCUAAAGCCUAUUCGUGAUAGAGCGAAUUUACUUCUGUCGAAAUCAUCUAAAGUAACAAGGAUCGUGAUUAAUUCAAGGACGAAAAGGGCCGUGGGCGUGAAAUUUAUGAAAAAUGGCAAGAAACUGUUCGCUUCUGCCAGAAAGGAGAUAAUACUUUCAGCAGGUACCCUGAAUUCGCCCCAGUUGUUGAUGGUAUCCGGAAUAGGACCCAAAGAUCACUUGAAGUCUCUGAAUAUCGAUGUAAUCGAAGACCUUCCGGUUGGAUAUAAUCUUCAAGAUCACGUCAGCAUGUCUGCGUUAACUUUUCUCGUAAAUGAAAGUAUAACAAUCGUCGAACCUCGCCUUGCUUCGAAUCUAGCCAAUACCCUGGAUUAUUUUGUCAAAGGAACGGGCCCCUUAACUGUGCCCGGUGGUGCCGAGGGUUUGGCGUUUGUGGAUACUAAGCAAGAUUAUCGAAAGAGUCAAAGAAAAAAUUUGAAAACGUAUAGAAGUAGGUUGAACGACGAGAACCCUCCUCUCCCUCCAAACGUAACUUCUAUCGGCGUGAAUUCCGAUUAUUUGAAAUCAUUUCUAAACAAGACGAAAAGAUCAAACGUCCCCGAUAUUGAACUGGUUUUAGGCAUAAGUGCUCUCACUGGAGAUAUAUCGGGCAGUUUCAGAGGGCUGCUCGGUUUAACGGACGAAUUUUACAAAGACGUUUUCACCGGUUACGAAGGUUUCGACGCGUUCACCAUUGUCCCGAUACUUUUGCAGCCGAAGAGUAGGGGAAGAAUUACUUUGAAAACCUCGGAUCCACUUGAUCGACCUAUAUUCCAGAUAAAUUACUACGAUCACAAAGACGACCUUAGAACUAUGGUUCGGGGGAUUAAAAAGGCUAUACAAGUGGGAUCGACGAUAGCCUUCAAACGUUUCAACGCGACGUUACUGCCGGUGUCGUUCCCAGGAUGCAAGCAUAUUUCUUUCGGUACCGAUCCUUAUUGGGCUUGCGUUGCACGGCACGUGACCACGACCCUGGGUCAUUUUGUAGGCACGUGCAAGAUGGCACCGAGGAGGAAGUCGGGUGUGGUGGACCACAGGUUACGAGUGUACGGAAUCAAUGGUCUCAGAGUCGUGGAUGCCAGCAUAAUCCCGACUAUAAUAGCAGGCCAUACGAAUGCGCCUGCUUAUAUGAUUGGUGAAAAAGCUGCGGAUAUGAUCAAAGAAGACUGGAAACUGUCCGAUUUUGUCAAGAUUCCGUUGUUUAAUUGAUAAUGCGUUUGGAAA